Coccomyxa subellipsoidea C-169 is the source of this 1080-nucleotide messenger RNA. Its product is annotated as WD40 repeat-like protein. The record is from RefSeq and is a predicted model, not a curated record. Gene Ontology annotation, molecular function: ubiquitin binding. The transcript is spliced from 10 exons. Bases 1 to 1080 code for a protein of 359 amino acids. NCBI's taxonomy places the organism in Eukaryota, Viridiplantae, Chlorophyta, Trebouxiophyceae, Coccomyxaceae.
AUGGUGUUUCAGGAGAAGCCUCAGAUUCUGCAACAUCUGCAGAAGAGCCUCAACUUCACGAUCUAUGACACCAGGUGGGUCCCCAACAGCGCUCGGCUGGUGGCGAUUGGAGCAUGUCCGAGGGGAACCGGUUGCAUCCAGGUGUAUGAGCUGAAGGGUCCUGAUCUGAAGCUUUCAAAGGAGGUGGAAAGACCCAGCAGCUUCAGAUGCGCGGCCUUCGGUGCCAGCAGCCUUGCAGACCGCCACCUGGCCACUGGCAACCACAAAGGUGGUUUGGAGUUGUGGGAUCUGGAGCGAUUGCAGGAGCCGGUCUACAGCGCGCAGGCAAACAGCGAGAUGAUCUACUCUGUCGACGCAUGCGGCGGCCAGGCGUCAGGUCAGGGCCCCCCCGAAGUGGUGACAGGCGGCAGUGACGGCGCAGUGAGAGUGUGGGACGUGCGCCAGCCGGACUCACCCGUCGCAGCGUUCCCUUCUGAGGCCACCGGCCCUGACAAGGCGCCAGAGUGCUUGAGCGUGGCAUUUGGCAAUGCCUUCAGCAAUGAUGAGCGCUGCAUGCUGGCAGGCUACAGCAAUGGGGACAUCAGGCUGUUUGACCUGCGCACUGGGACGGAGCGGUGGAAGGAGGCAGCGCCAAAGGGUGUUUGCAGCGUGCGCUUUGACAGGCGGGACAUCCCGAUGAACAAGAUGCUGACAGCCGGGCUUGACGGCCACUUCAGAGUCUUCGAUGCCCGCACCCAGCACCCUGAUCAGGGGUUUGCAGGGGUGAGCGGGCAAGUAAGGAAGGGAGUAACACUGUGGGCGGUGGCGCCGCUGCCGCAGAACCGGGAGAUCUGGGCAACGGCCACCGGCGACGGCAGCCUGCACCUGCACCAGUACCACUACCCAGACCAGCGGAGCGUGAAGGACGGCCAGGGCCGGGAGGUUGGAGUUGCGGGGACUGUGCGCGAGCUGGCGCAGGCAUCGCUGUCCUCGCAGCCACUAUCGUGCUUUGACUGGUGCGCCGAUCGCCCUGGGCUGUUCUGCUGCGGAGCGCUGGACCAGUGCCUGCGCGUGGGCAUCGUCACAGGGCUGCCUGCUUAG